Molecule: messenger RNA, 897 nt
Organism: Lichtheimia ornata
Lineage: Eukaryota; Fungi; Mucoromycota; Mucoromycetes; Mucorales; Lichtheimiaceae
Exons: 10
Coding region: 1-897 (298 amino acids)
Cellular component (GO): cytoplasm
Molecular function (GO): oxidoreductase activity, acting on the CH-OH group of donors, NAD or NADP as acceptor
Source: RefSeq, a predicted model, not a curated record
AUGACCAAUACAAAACAAUUUGAAAACCGUGUCGCUGUUAUCACAGGCGGAAGCAGAGGAAUCGGAAAGGCCGUUGCUACUGCACUUGUCGAACAAGGUGCCAAGGUGGUGUUGGGCGAUGUACUCCAAGCUGAAGGCGAGGCAACAGCCCAGGAGCUCAACACAAAGGCCAACGCCAAAGUAGCAGCUUUCAUCCGUACUGAUGCGACCAAGUACAAGGACAAUGCCGCCAUGUUUAAGUUGGCAGAGAAAGAAUUUGGUGGUGUCGAUAUUGCUUUCUUGAACGCUGGUAUCGGUCAAAGUAAUCCGCUCUUUGCCCCCUUUGAUGAUGAAGCGGACGAGCGGAUCAUGGAUAUCAAUACUACAGCCGUUAUGAAAGGAACCAAGAUAGCUCUGGUCCAUAUGGCCAAGCGUGGUGGCGGAACCAUUGUCAAUACGGCAUCCUUUUACGGCAUUUAUCCUGAGGCCUAUGUGGCAUCAAAACAUGCUGUGGUUGGAUGGACGAGAAGUCUUUACAUGCUUCCCAAAGUGUGCAAUGUGCGCGUCAACGCUGUGUGCCCUUAUUAUGCAGAUACCGACAUUAUCAAGUUCUCCCCAGAAUUAGCCGAGCAAUACCCACAAUUGAAAUUGAUUUCAAAGCUCCCUCGUGUAAAUGUGGAUACUGUGGUAAAGGCGGUGUUGACAUUGAUGGAGGAUGAGACUCGUAACGCUCAAGUACUUUUUGCACUCCCUGGUGAUGUUAUCCGCCCCCAUGAAUUUACCGAAUCUCUGCCCGAGGCUGACACUCCCGAAGCUCGAAAAGCAAGGAAAGAAUACGAGGAAGCUUAUCCUGAAUUCCUCAAGGCACAAUUGGCUGCAUCAAUCGAGGCCUAUGAUCAAGAAUAUGGUAGCAAUUAA